AUGAAACCACGUGGGGUGACUGAUGAGCAUAUAAGUCUUAGAGCAUUUCCAUUUUCAUUAAAAGAUAAAGCAAAAGAUUGGCCCUAUAAUCUUCUCCCCGAUUCAGUUAACACGUGGAAUGAUGUGAAAAAACUAUUUCUAGAAAAAUUCUUCCCUACAUCUAGGGCAACUAAUAUUAGGAAGGAAAUAUAUGGGAUAAGGCAAUGUACAGGUGAAACAUUGUAUGAGUAUUGGGAAAGAUUCAAGGAGUUGUGUUCUAGCUGUCCACACCAUCAAAUCUCAGACCAACACUUGAUACAAUACUUUUAUGAAGGGCUGUUACCUACAGAUAGAAGUAUGGUAGAUGCAUCUAGUGGUGGUUCUUUGGCUGACAAGACACCUACGGAUGCUAGACAAUUAAUAUCAACCAUGGCAGAAAAUUCUCAACAAUAUGGGACACGUGCGGAUGGAUCUAUUCGUAGAGUUAACGAGGUAAGUACUUCUCAACUUGAAAACAAAAUUUCAGAUUUGACUACUCUGGUGCGUCAAAUGGCUGUAGGACAAAUGCAAUCUACGGGAGCAUGUGGAAUAUGUUCAUUUGUCGGGCAUCCCACAGACAUGUGCCCAACAUUGCAAAAUCCAAAUCAAGAGUUGAAUGCAAUAGGUGGAUUUCCUGGUCAACCCAACCGAAAAUAUGAUCCCUUUUCAAACCAGUAUAAUCCUGGAUGGAGAGAUCAUCCAAACUUGAGCUAUGGGAAUCAAGGGGCGCAACCAAGGUUUCAAAAUAAGAAUUUUAGACAAUUCCAAACACCUCACCAAUCUCAACCCCAAGCUUCAAAUUCAGGUAUGUCUUUAGAUGAAAUUGUUAAAGCACUUGCUAAUAACACUCAACAGUUUCAACGAGAAACAAGAGCAAGUAUUCAACAAUUGGGCAAUCAAAUUUCUCAAUUAGCCACAUCUGUUAGCAAGUUGGAAGCCCAAGCUUCGGGGAAACUACUAUCACAAACGAAGGUAAACCCUAAAGAAAAUGUAAAUGCAAUCACAUUGAGGAGUGGUAAGCAACUUCAGCCUGAAUCUCCAUUAUCAAUGGAAGAGGAAAAAGAGGAAAAAUCAAAUGAGGAAAGUGAGUCUACGGCUAAUGAAAAAUCCAAGGUAAGUUCUGAAUCUUCUUGUGGUCAAUAUGAUUCAUCUCUACCCCAUUUUCCUUCAAGGUUAGCAAAAUCAAAAGAAGAAGAACAUGAAAAUCAGAUUUUGGAAACCUUUAGAAAGGUAGAAAUCAACAUCCCCUUACUAGAAGCCAUAAAGCAAAUUCCUAAGUAUGCAAAGUUUCUAAAGGAACUUUGUACCAAUAAGAAGAAGUUGAAGAGUAAGGAGACCAUCAUAUUGGGUAAGAAUGUUUCAGCCAUGAUAAGUAAUGAUCUACCUAAAAAGUGCAAGGAUCCAGGUAUGUUCACCCUACCUUGUAUAAUUGGUAAUAAAGAGAUUAAGCGUGCCAUGUUAGAUUUAGGUGCAUCAAUAAAUGUCAUGCCAUUUUCCAUUUAUCAAGCUUUAAAUAUAAAUUCUUUGCAAGAAACUAAAAUAGUUGUUCAAUUAGCUGAUCGUUCUUGUGUGCAUCCAGUUGGAGUCGUAGAGUAUGUUUUAGUGCAAGUUAAUGGACUAGUUUUUCCUGUUGAUUUUUAUGUUUUGAAAAUGAAUGAUGAUGCAAUAGAUCAAUCAACUCCAAUUCUGUUAGGUAGACCAUUUAUGAAAACUGCUAAAACAAAGAUAGAUGUUGAUAAGGGUAUUCUUUCUGUUGAGUUUAAUGGAGAAAUUGCUAAAUUUAAUAUUUCUGAUGCAAUGAAGUAUCCUGAUGAUUAUCAUUCUCUUUAUCAUGUGGAUGUAAUUGAUUCAAUAGUGCAAGAUGUUUUUGAAGAUAGUUUUGUUGAAAAUUUGUUUGAUUUAGAAGCUGAAUUUGAUUUAGAUGAGUUUGUUGAUUCUUCUUGUGAAGUUUUAUCAGCUGUAAUAUCUGGUUUAAAUUCUGCAAAAUGCUGA
Messenger RNA from Ipomoea nil (Japanese morning glory), 2010 nucleotides. RefSeq lists its product as uncharacterized. NCBI's taxonomy places the organism in Eukaryota, Viridiplantae, Streptophyta, Magnoliopsida, Solanales, Convolvulaceae. The record is from RefSeq and is a predicted model, not a curated record. The transcript has a single exon. The coding region runs from base 1 to 2010 and encodes 669 amino acids.